CUUCCUGUUUACGUUUUUCCAGUGACAUCACACGACUAACAUUUUUCUUCGAACAGGUCACCGUCCCACCAAAUUAGUGGAACAACAAACUUGUGCCACGUCAGGAUUUACGUUGUAGCAAACUAACUGCAUACGACUUUUAGCUGUUGCUGAGCGUUACCGAAUACACUGUUUGAAUGUUUUGGACGUUUCAGACGAAGCAAAAGUCAGUGUUAGCUAGCUCCUAGCUAGCUAGUAAAGUCAGCUGUCUCUCAUAAAAAUACACUAGCUACAUUUUCAGUCCAGUUGACUUGUUAAAAUGGAGAACAAAUACAACCUGAAAAGCCCAGCUGUGAAGAGGCUGAUGAAGGAGGCAGCUGAACUGAGGGACCCCACAGAGCACUACCACGCCCAGCCACUGGAGGAUAAUCUGUUUGAGUGGCACUUCUCUGUCCGCGGGCCCCCAGACUCAGAUUUUGACGGUGGGGUUUACCACGGCAGGAUCGUGCUGCCCCCGGAGUACCCCAUGAAGCCCCCCAGCAUCAUCCUACUCACACCCAAUGGAAGAUUCGAGGUGGGAAAGAAGAUAUGUCUGAGCAUCUCUGGCCAUCACCCGGAGACAUGGCAGCCAUCUUGGAGCAUCAGAACGYCACUAAUAGCUAUAAUCGGAUUCAUGCCAACCAAAGGGGAGGGUGCAAUCGGAUCCCUUGAUUAUAAUCCAGAGGAGAGGAGAGGCCUGGCCAAAAAAUCCCAGGACUUCUGCUGUGAGACGUGUGGCUGCUCCUUGCGCUCUGCCCUCCUAGGUCCCUCCCCCACUAACCCCAGUCCAGAUGACCAAGAGGACCAAGAGCUCGCCCAGCAGAUCAACUUCAAGGCAGAAGCCAGGCAGGCCAGUGAGAGCACAGGGGCAGAGAGCGGGCCCCCCACAGACCCCCGGGGAGAGACGUCCACCUCGGGGAGACAGGAGGAGGAAGAGGCCCACGCUGAGCAGCAGGCCGAGGCGGCUCCAGCUGCCAGUGAGGACGAGCCAUGUCCCACAGCCUCAAGCAGCCGUUCUCUCAGCCCCCGCCAGCGCCGGGCCCAGCAGCACCAGAGAGAGCCCCCCAGCAGGCCCACCUUCCCUGCCUUCCCCCACACCGCCGCACCCCACCCCCCUCAGGACGCCAGCCACACAGGCUCUGUGGUGCUCAUCAUGGUGCUCUCCCUGCUCCUGGCUGCCCUCAUCUUCCGCAGGAUCUACCUGACCAACGAGUACAAGUUUGACUACGAGCUGUGAUGACACUGACCAGAKCUUCCCCAGACCACCUGACCAUGACACCCUAGCUGGCAACAAACUGACUUUAUCUCUUUACAUUGUCAGCCUAGAGCCCUGGAAAACAUUCUGUUCAUAGAGGGUUAGGCAUAGCCUUGGUGACUGUUUCUCCCACUAAGUAAAGAGGGCUUGCGGUCCACCUCCAAGGUGUCUUUUAUUACUUUGAAUUGACUCUAAACUGUACCACAUUUUAAAGAAAGGUCCAAACCUUUAUAGAACACAGACACUGUGUGUUGUAUUCACAAAAUGUCUGAGUAGGAGUGCUGAUCUAGGAUCAGGUCCCCCAUGUCCAUAUAAUCUAAUUCAUUAUGAUCUAAAAUAAAUAUAGAUCCGCACUCCUGAGGUGCUUUAUGAAUACGGCCUGUAUCURUACUUUUUAUUUUGUCAGGCAGCUGUUUAUCAUGGACGGCUGCUUGCUCUCAUUUAAACAAGUUAAUGCUGUAUCAUAUGACUUGUAAACAAUGAAGACUAUUACAUUGAUUUGUUUGUCUCAAAUAAUUAAUUGUGCACAGGGAAUCAAUAUGCAUAAUAAAUUGUAUACAGAUAAGAUGCUAAUUAUUUCUGCUCAAAUGUUACGCCAUUGACAUUUAUUAUUGGUUAGCCAAUUCUCCGGUGGUUUCUACUUUAGCGGCAGCAGAUACAGUGCAGCCUUCUAUACACAUACGUCUGUCAAUCUUAGCCUGAGUGUGUUAAAGGAAUUUCAUUCCUAUAUGUUCAUCAACCAAUUCAAUUAAAACACUCUGCCCAUU
Salvelinus sp. IW2-2015 is the source of this 2040-nucleotide messenger RNA. RefSeq names its product ubiquitin-conjugating enzyme E2 J1. Lineage: Eukaryota; Metazoa; Chordata; Actinopteri; Salmoniformes; Salmonidae. The record is from RefSeq and is a predicted model, not a curated record.